Messenger RNA from Dermatophagoides pteronyssinus (European house dust mite), 3018 nucleotides. RefSeq lists its product as uncharacterized. Lineage: Eukaryota; Metazoa; Arthropoda; Arachnida; Sarcoptiformes; Pyroglyphidae. The record is from RefSeq and is a predicted model, not a curated record. Gene Ontology annotation, molecular function: SNARE binding. Gene Ontology annotation, cellular component: lytic vacuole; endosome. Gene Ontology annotation, biological process: SNARE complex assembly.
UUUUUCAUAAAACGUUUUGUUUUGUUUUGGUUUUUCGAUUUGAUUCGAUUCGAUUUCACAUUCGAAUCAUCAUUCAAUCAUUCAUCAUCGAUGGCUUGUAUGGAUUUUUCAUUCGAUUCAAGAAUUCGUAAAAAAUAUGUACCAUUAAUCAAUCAACAGCGAUAUCUACGUCAUGUAAAACGUAUUGCAGCACGUAAUCUAUUUAUUCCGGAACAAUUAUUACGAAAUAAAGUAAAAUUCCCACAUCAUCAGGAUGAUAAUGGUGAUUCAAUUGUCGAUAAUGUUGAUGAUUUAUUUGCUCAACAUUCGAAUGAUAAUGAAGAUGAUGAAACAUUGCUAUAUUCACGUUUAAAUAUUUCAUUUUAUUAUACUAUACAUUAUCCAAUUAUUCAACAAUGUCAUGAUUCGAACGAACUUUUCAAAUCAUCAUCCAAUCAUAAUCAUCAUCAUCAGGAUUGUAAUUGUGGACGAUUAUUAUAUCGUAGUGAAUGUUUAAUGAAUAAUAAUCCAUCAUGGAAAGUUUUCAAUGGAUCAUCACUUUGUUCACCAUCAAUAUCACAAUUUAUUGUUCGUGUUUAUUUUCUACAAAAAGAUCGAUUUAAUCCAUCAUCAUCAUCAAGAAAUUAUAUCAAACUGAAUGAUGAUGAAGAAAUGCAAAUUUCGAAUGAAAUUGGUACAUUAUUUCUUGAAUGGAAUGUAAAUCUUACUGGCCUACUGUAUAUUGGUGAAGAAUUUCCAAAAGAUCGACGUUUAACACGAAAUUCAAUAAUAUUUGGUUUUGCUGAAGGUUUUUAUACAAGUGUUUGUUCAGUUGCAAGUGAAAAUCUUCUUACACAUUCAAUACCACCAAGUGAAAGUUUACAAAUUAAUGAUUAUCAUUUAACACGUGAUUCAUAUUGUCUAGAUACAUUAAUACGAAUACAAAUUAUACAAUGUAUAAUACAAGCAACAGCAACACAAUCACAGCUAGAAAAAUCAUCAUUAGAAGAUGAAUUGGAAAAAUUUCGUCGUAAACAAGAAUUACAAUCAGAAAUUGAAAAAAUGAAAACUUCUAUUGAAUUUCUUCAAAUAGUAAAGGAACGUCGUCGUAAACAAUUAGAAAAACAACGUAAAGAAUUGUUAAUGAUUGAAGAAAAAUUAUGUGAAUAUAAUAUGGAUAUGUCAUCAAAUGUACAAAAACUUAAACAAGAAUUAUCCAUAUUAAGUGAAUUACGUUCAAUAAAAUUACCUGAAAUGGUUAGGAAAUUAUUACAAUUACGUACGACAUUAUCAUAUCAUCGGAAAUUAUUAGCAAGGAAAUUUUUCUCCGAUAUUUAUUCAAUUGAACAAUUUCCCGAUGGACAAGGUUAUUCAAUAAAUCAUAUACAUUUACCUAGUUCACAACAACAAUUUGAACAACAUCAAUUGAAAAUGAUAUCAAUUGGUAUUGGUUAUGUUGCACAUCUUGUUUAUUAUCUUUCAAUUGUAUUGGAUGUUUAUCUUUUUCAUCAGAUAAUACCAUUUGGUUCAAAUUCAUCAAUAUUAGAUCUUUAUAAUCGUCUAUUAUCACCAUCCGAUCGUAUUGUACCAUUAUAUUUAAAAUCAAAAUCAAAUUUAAAUUUAAAAUUUUUUAAACAUGGUUGGUAUCUAUUGAAUCGUAAUAUUGUAUUUUUAUUACAAUCAAUUGAUGGUAUUGUUGAUAAUGAAAUUGAUUUAGCUAAAACAUUAUACAAUUUAUAUUCAUUAUAUCGUAAAAGAUUUGCAUAUGAUAAUGAUGAUAAUAUUGGUAAUGAUUGUCCUAAUGAUGAUACAUUAAAUCGUUUCAAUACUUAUACACCAUCGAUCAUUAUGGUCGAUAAUAAUAUCCAUAGCCAACAACAACAACAACGUCAACGUAGCCAUAGUGAUGAUAAUAAUUUUGAUUUGGAUAAUGAAAAAUUAUUACGUAAUAUUAAUGAAGUUAAAAUUAACGAUAUAAUGAUUGAUUCAUUAUGGAAAGAAGUUGAACAAAUGACAAUACAAUCGAUAAAAACUCAGACACAAUCCACGAUUGGAAAAAAACAACAACAGUCAUCAUCAACUUCGGCAUUGACAGCUAUUGUUGAAGAACAGAUAAAAGAUAUUAUUAGUAAACAACGACAACAAAAGCGUCAACAUAAUUCCGAAAUUCUAAGUCAAUUAUCAUCAUCAUUAUCAUUUUCACGUGCAUCAUUAUCAUUCGAUAUAUUAACACCAAAUUCUAUACGUUCAUCUGUGAUAUCAACAUCAUCACCACAGGAAAUUCUUCGUCAUCAACAACGACGAUUUAGUUCAACAACCAUAACAAAUCCACCAUUAUCAUCAUCAUCAAUGGUAAUAAAUUCAGGACAAUUAUCAUCAUCUUCAUUUGGAUCAAGUGGUAGUGGUGGUGGUGGUGGUUUUUUACAUGAUGGUGAUCAUCAUAGUCCAUCAUCAUCAUCAUCAUUUCGUUUAAAUGGUCAUCAUUUAAAUUGUCAAUCAUCAAUGUUAUUUCAACAAUUUCAUUCGAUACGUAGAAGUCAACAACAACAACAAUCAAAUAUAUCGAAUACAAUGUUAAUCCAUGGUCCACAAUCAUUACCAUCAUCAAUGAAUCAUUCAUUUUUACAUCCAACAACAACAAUAACGGAAACAACAACAACCGCAGCAACAACAUUGGCAGAAAAUUCUUUAUCCAAUCAAUUACCACAAUGCUCAUCAUCAUCAUCCAAUACUUUUAAUAAUCUAUCUUUAUCAUUAGAUAAUCUAAUUGAUAGAAAUCAUCAUAAUCAUAAUCAAAAUCAUCGUUUAUCAAUUGAUCAAAAUCAUCGAAAAAAACAAUUUGAUACAAUAUCCAUUGUUCAUGAUGAUAAUGAUGAUGAUGAUGAUGAUGAUGGUAUUACAUUCCAUUGUAUGGAUCUGAAAAAUUCAACAAAAUUCAAUGAUAAUGACCAUCAUCAUCCACAGCAACAACAACAGUCGAUAAUUAAUGAUAAUGAUGAUGAUGGUCAUUCAACGUAGUUUUUCAUUAUUAUUUUUUUG